This is a messenger RNA of Cydia fagiglandana, 2930 nucleotides long. It is a transcript of the gene ppk9, whose product is annotated as sodium channel protein Nach-like. The transcript is spliced from 11 exons. The record is from RefSeq and is a predicted model, not a curated record. Gene Ontology annotation, molecular function: ligand-gated sodium channel activity. Gene Ontology annotation, cellular component: plasma membrane. Gene Ontology annotation, biological process: sodium ion transmembrane transport. The coding region runs from base 462 to 1919 and encodes 485 amino acids. NCBI's taxonomy places the organism in Eukaryota, Metazoa, Arthropoda, Insecta, Lepidoptera, Tortricidae.
UUGGGCAGUGAAAAUCAUUUCCUUACAUGAUUUUUUAAAUUGUAUCUUUUCCCCUACCGGCCUUCAUAAAAAAUAUUAACUGCAAUUUAUAUUAAUUUUUGUAAUUAAAAAGUAUUGUCAAACUUACUCAUUAUUCGCAUGAUGUAUGGAUAGUUAUGUUUCUAUCACGUUUCAAUUUACUGGCCCUCUUGUUUUCGUUUACUAGUCUUUUCUGUUUUAAUUAUAUUAUGCUUGGUCUAUUUCGAAUAAUAUUCAUGAAAGUAUUUACCUAAAGCUGGUUUACAAAACAAGAGUUUACAAUUUUUUCUGGCACGUGAUUGACUUACAGGGCUCUGUCUUUUCUUCAAUAUUAUUGAAUCUUUUCUUUCUUCGUGUAUAUAAAUCACUGUUUAUUUAUUCAGUCCUUUACACCUUUCUAGGCAAAAAUCAUCACUUAAUACUUGUUACCUCAAUCCAUAACCAUGUUCUCUGAACGCACAUACCAAGCUCGCAUUAUCCAAGAGGACUAUCGCUCAGCAGCAACUUCAAAAUACGUACAACCUGAGGAACCAAGCAAAGCGAAGUUGCUCUUUCAAGCUGUGAAGAAGAAAGCAGCGUCGUACUUGGUGAUCUUUCUGGAUACAUCAUCUAUACACGGACUGAACCAUCUUGUUGCGCCUGGGAGACAUCCUUUGGAAGUCUUGCUCUGGCUAGCUCUGGUGAUCCUGUCCGUCUUCGGCUCCGUGUACCUGUCCAGCACUACGUGGGAGCGCUACCAGUCCUCGCCCACCGUGGUCUCCAUGGACCGGGACAUGUUCGCGUGGAACACCACGUUUCCUUGUGUCACCAUCUGCCCGCAUCGGAGGAUUGAUGAGAACAAACUGGAGCUCUAUGUGAGAAACUCCCCAGUCCCAGACAAGACAGCCCUCAAAAAGUUCAUUAUGCAACUAUCCAACUCAACGUACAAGAAUUUCGAGGAACUACCCGAGUAUGACCCAAUACCUACCACCGAAUAUCUACCCACCCUUCUCAACUUGACUGCUCAUUUUGGACCCACAUUGACCAUAGGUGCUUCGGGGAUUCUUCUGAAGGUGCAACCCACUAUUACGGAGAUGGGACUGUGUUAUGCCAUCAAUUCGAAAGUUGCUGAGUAUAAUUCGCCUUCGUAUAGAGAAGCAAAUAGAUGGGACGUGAUAAAACAUCAAAACGAGACGUUUUUCGUUCAUCCUUUGGACGGUGAAGUGUUCGCCCAAGUGAUUAAUUUAUCGACUGCUUAUGAUGUGUACAUCCACGGCCCCCUGGAGGUACCAGACAUAUCCACCAAGUUCCAGCACUCGGCACAGGACUUCUACAUGAAGAUGUAUGUGACCGCUCUUACCGUCUACACCUCGCCUGAAGCUGCUAAGCUAAGUGUAGCCCAGCGUCGCUGCCGCUUCCUUAACGAAAACCCGCUAAAGCAUAACUCUGUCUACACCUACACCAUGUGCCGUAUGGAGUGUCGGAUCCGGCUGUGUAUGAAGUACUGUGGCUGUAUACCUUACUUCUAUAGGAGGAUUGGCGAUGAAAAUAUUUGCGAUGUGGCUGGAAUGCGCUGUCUCUCUAAAUACAAAGAUGAGCUGUAUAAGCUCGAAGUAGACAAGGAUAAGAAGAAAAUCAACUGUGGCUGUUUUCCCAUCUGCGACGAUGUCAACUAUGUUAUACAGUCUUAUGUAUUGCAAGAGUGGUUUCUGGGCACAAAUCUGCAGUGGGGCAUCGUCACCUAUCCCCGGAUGCGGUACAGGAGAGACAUAAUCUUCGGUUUUACUGACGUGCUAGUGGCUGUCGGCAGUAUGGCGGGUCUGUUCCUGGGCUGCAGUGUGCUCAGCUUCAUGGAGAUCGUCUACUUCCUGUCGCUGAGACUCUUCUUUUAUACGAAGGAUGCGCUUACUAAGAAGACUUAAUCGAAUAGGUUACUUACAAAUAUUUUACUUAAACAUUUCUUGUCUGGAUUAAUGUAGGUAUGUGUUUCUCUUUCAUGUUGUAUUCAGUACGAUCUCGAAAUGCGUAAACAUAUCGGUACAAUAGACAUAUUUGGUGUAAUAUAUAGUGUCAUUCUAUAGAACUUGCUAACUAUGUAAACAAAUCUCACUAGUAAAUUUAUAUUUUUUGACAGUUUCAAUAAGGCUGUUUGUUUACAUAGUUAGCAAGUUCCAUAGAAUUACACUUUAGCUAAUGUUCCUUACCUUUGUGUACUCCCUAUUUCCUUAAUGCUAUAUCUAAUACCUUUAACAUGUAACGAAGCAUAACCUUCUCAACCCAACUGCUUACGGGACCAUAACGGCCCUAAUAGUUUCAGGUAAAUUAAAUUCCUAAGGUAAUUUCCAACACAAACAACUUGACCCAUCUUAAACCUUAUCACAACCACAUAAGGUCUACCUAUUGUUAGUUAAACUGUUAUUAACACGUCACUUGCCCCUCGAUAAUUGAGGUCGACAAUUAAACAAUACCUUUGGGUAAUGUGGGUCAUUUUGGGACCGUUAAGAUAUUGUUGAUGGGUUUAUUGGGUAAGGUGAGGAUAGGAUAUCAAAGGGUGUAAUGGGCUUAAAUUAUGAUAAUAUCUUACGAAGGUAAGUUUAACGUUAUGGACACCGAUCGGCUUUCAAUGUGUAAUAACAGCAGUCGACAUAUAUGCAUGUCUAUAUCUAUACUUUGUAAAAAGUAAACAAAAUCUACCCUCAAAUGGUUCCUUAAGCCAGUUAAGGGUAGUUGAAAAUAUUACAUGAUCAAAUUAUGUAGGUUAAAGUCAAUUCGUUUAGUGACUGAUCCAGGCGGUUUUGUAUUUGGUUGGUUAACCAAUAAAUGUUAUAACUAGUAACUACCCGAAAAAUUACAAAUUGUCUGUUUACUUUUUUUUUUUUUUAUUAUUAUGAAUGGGCUUACUCAUGGCCACAGACUAGCCGAGGCGUAGACGU